AUGUCUCAUGCAAAUAAUGCAAAACAAAGAUUUGAAGAAAUUGCAAAAACCAAUAAAGAAAAUAUACGACGAAUUUUAUCUAAUGAAGAAAAUCAAUCAAAUUCCGAUUCAUUUGAUGAUGGAAAUCUUAUUGAAGAAAUUCUAAAUAAAACAAAAAGUUCAUUUAAUACUGGAUCAUCCGAUGAUCUUGGUCGUACUUAUCAAUAUCUAGUAGAUUCAUUAUCAACUGGUGCUAAUAUAUGUUUAAUAUGUAUUGAUGUAAUACAAAAAAAAGAUGCAAUUUGGAAUUGUUCAUGUUGUUAUUCACCAUUUCAUAUAGUUUGUAUACAACAAUGGAUUAAAGAUGGAAUCUAUCAAUCAUCAGCAACAAAUAAUAAUGAAAUAAAUACUUGGCAUUGUCCAAAAUGUCGAACUGAAUUUGAUCCGAAAGAUACACCAAAACGUUAUCUAUGUUAUUGUCAUAAAGAAAUCGAUCCUCAAUUUGAUCCAUGGUUAAUUCCUCAUUCUUGUGGACAAACAUGUGGUAAACGAUUGAUACCUGAAUGUGGUCAUAUAUGUUUAUUACUUUGUCAUCCUGGACCAUGUCCACCAUGUCCGAAACAAGUUAAUGUUCGUUGUUAUUGUAAUCAAUCAAAUCCAACAGCACGUCGUUGUGGUUUUAAAGGUUGGUCAUGUGGAAAAUCAUGUUCGAAAUUAUUAUCUUGUCAACAACAUCGAUGUGAACAAGUAUGUCAUACUGGACCAUGUUUACCAUGUCAAAAAACAAGUAUUCGGCCAUGUCAAUGUGGCAAAACAAAAGCAGUACGAAAUUGUAAUGAAUUAAAUUUUCAAUGUGAUCAACCAUGCAAUCAAUUAUUAAAUUGUCAAAUUCAUCAUUGUAAACGUAUAUGUCAUAAAGGCGAAUGUGGUUCCUGUCCUCGGCAAGGUCUACGCACAUGUCCAUGUGGAAAAACAAAAUAUGAGAAUUUACCAUGUUCAGAAGACGUUCCAACUUGUGGUGAUACAUGUGAUCGAAAGCUUGAUUGUGGUCUUCAUCGAUGUUUACAUCGAUGUCAUACUGGUGAUUGUGAAUCAUGUCGACAAGUGACUUUAAAACGAUGUCGAUGUGGUUUAAAAGAAAAAUCUAUUCCAUGCUGUCAAGAAUAUCUUUGUGAAACAAAAUGUACACGUAUGCGUUCAUGUGGAAAACAUCCAUGUAAACGUAAAGUAUGGAUAAAAAAAA
This is a messenger RNA of Adineta steineri, 1222 nucleotides long. NCBI's taxonomy places the organism in Eukaryota, Metazoa, Rotifera, Eurotatoria, Adinetida, Adinetidae. The record is from the annotation of a GenBank genome assembly.